Molecule: messenger RNA, 841 nt
Organism: Pan troglodytes (chimpanzee)
Lineage: Eukaryota; Metazoa; Chordata; Mammalia; Primates; Hominidae
Gene: UBB
Product: ubiquitin B
Exons: 2
Coding region: 152-841 (229 amino acids)
Molecular function (GO): protein binding
Source: RefSeq, marked provisional
AUAAGUGACGCAACACUCGUUGCAUAAAUUUGCGCUCCGCCAGCCCGGAGCAUUUAGGGGCGGUUGGCUUUGUUGGGUGAGCUUGUUUGUGUCCCUGUGGGUGGACGUGGUUGGUGAUUCGCAGGAUCCUGGUAUCCGCUAACAGGUCAAAAUGCAGAUCUUCGUGAAAACCCUUACCGGCAAGACCAUCACCCUUGAGGUGGAGCCCAGUGACACCAUCGAAAAUGUGAAGGCCAAGAUCCAGGAUAAGGAAGGCAUCCCUCCCGACCAGCAGAGGCUCAUCUUUGCAGGCAAGCAGCUGGAAGAUGGCCGUACUCUUUCUGACUACAACAUCCAGAAGGAGUCGACCCUGCAUCUGGUCCUGCGUCUGAGAGGUGGUAUGCAGAUCUUCGUGAAGACCCUGACUGGCAAGACCAUCACCCUGGAAGUGGAGCCCAGUGACACCAUCGAAAAUGUGAAGGCCAAGAUCCAGGAUAAAGAAGGCAUCCCUCCCGACCAGCAGAGGCUCAUCUUUGCAGGCAAGCAGCUGGAAGAUGGCCGCACUCUUUCUGACUACAACAUCCAGAAGGAGUCGACCCUGCACCUGGUCCUGCGUCUGAGAGGUGGUAUGCAGAUCUUCGUGAAGACCCUGACCGGCAAGACCAUCACUCUGGAGGUGGAGCCCAGUGACACCAUCGAAAAUGUGAAGGCCAAGAUCCAAGAUAAAGAAGGCAUCCCUCCCGACCAGCAGAGGCUCAUCUUUGCAGGCAAGCAGCUGGAAGAUGGCCGCACUCUUUCUGACUACAACAUCCAGAAAGAGUCGACCCUGCACCUGGUCCUGCGCCUGAGGGGUGGCUGUUAA